AAAGCUGGAAGCCAAAAAAAAAAAAAUUCAGCCACGAAACUGCACCAUGCGCCUCCCCUGAGUAGGUUUGUAAUAAGCACCGGGAAGGUUUUUGUACAGAAAACGAUAUUAAAUCAUGACAAUCAUGCCUGACUAUCUUGGACCUCCCACGGAAUGAUCUUACUCCGUCUUCUCCGUUUUUCGCCAAUCUCCCGCCGCAGUUUCCCGUCUGUAAUGACGAUUCUCAACCACACAGAUGGACUAAGAAAUCCAGCUUGAAUGGAGGAGUAAAUUGGACAUAUUUCCUUUCUUUCCACUGGAGCCACCCUUUUUGAGAUGGCUUUUCACGGAUAACUGGAUUUUAAGUGAAGUUGAAUGAUGGCAUCACGUCGGGUCCAUCCUUCCGAGGAGGAUGAGAGGCAACAAACGAGAUCUUCCUUCUGUGAGAAUGAAUCCCCAGACUGGAGAAGCAUGGCAGACUCCGCCGCCGCGCACCCCCCGACUGAAGAGGAGCCGUUCUCUUGGCCGCGACCUAAAACCGUGCGUUUGCGGCGGACCUCCCAAGGGUUCGGCUUCACGCUGCGGCACUUCAUCGUGUACCCGCCCGAGUCGACCGCGCACUGCUUCCCGGCCAAUGAUGAAGAUCAUGUACUCGGAGCGAGGCAACGCAAUAAGCUUGAACCAAUGGACACUAUCUUUGUGAAGCAAGUCAAAGAAGGGGGCCCCGGUCACGGAGCAGGCCUUUGCACAGGUGAUCGAAUAGUGAAGGUGAAUGGAGCCAGCAUCAUUGGAAAAGCCUACUGUGAGGUCAUAUCUCUGAUCCAAGACAGUGGUGACUUUCUAGAACUUUGUGUGAUGCCAAAAGACGAGGACAUACUGCAACUGGCCUACUCCCAGGAUGCCUACCUACGUUGCCGAAGCAGCUACAGUGGAAACGCCUGUCACAUUCCAGAGCCGCCCCCAGUAUGCUACCCCAGAGUAGACUGUAAGCCUACGGGCAUGGCCCAGGCGACGGAUGCAGCGGGGCAGGUCAGCCGUGGGCCAGCAGCACCACCGGACCACGGGUACCGCAAGGAGAUCGCAGUGCCCCCAUCCCCUCCUCCACCUCAACCUUAUCUAAAAAGCCAGACAGCGGCGUGCAUGCGCAGCGACGGCGUGCGUACCGUGGUGGUUCCACCUGACUCCGCCCAAAUCGGGCGCAUGGGUCCGACACAUAGGAUGAAUUUCAUGGACCCCGUGUUUGUCAGAGGGAGGCCUGGGUCACUGGCCCAGUAUCCUCUCCCUCGGAAGGCUGAUGUCUAUCCCGGUGGCCCGGGAAUGGUCCACUAUGGAGGCACGACGCCUCACUACCCGGGCAACAAUCAAAACAUUGAUUGGCGCACUUACCAGACGUACAGGGAGUACAUCGACAACAAAGGCAUCCAUUCCCACGGUAGUCGGACUAUCCAGGAGAGACUUGACAAUUUGCGAGCGUCCAGUCAGGCCACCUUUGCCACUGGUUACCACAUUCCCCGGGGAGAAUGGGGCCCCACAGGGAUACGAAGGCGGAGCACCUCCCACGAACGGUCAUAUCAGGGACCUCCACCCCACUUUCAGAUCGCCCCGCGCAGUGCUUCACAGGACCGAAUGAGCGUUGCAGAGAGAAUGGGCCAUACCAGGAACUGGCCCCCACGGAGCGUGUCACAAGACGGCUUGAUGCACAAGGCGCGGGCCCACUCCACGGACUACGUCGAUCCUGCAGAGCUGGCCCGGCCCAAUGAGAGGAGAGCAGGGUACGGAAGGGCGGACCAAGGUACGAGGCCCAGCAGACAGUCGGUCCCCAGACACGCUGUACUGCACAGACCUGCUGCUGCAUACAGCGCUUCCCUUUACCCUAAAGGACCAGAUUCUCUUCAGAGCCGCUCCUCACCCAUGCUCUUGGACAGGCACUCGCAUUACGUAAAAAGCACAAGUGCGGACCGUUCUCUCACCAACCAAAGAGUUUCAGUCACAGGGAAACGUGGCGCCCACGCUAUCCAACAAGGCCAGAGCAGGAUCCAGGCCGUAGAGCCAGGUAGAGACACGGCACUGGUCGAACACAGGUCUUCUUCAUGCUCCACCCCUAAACACAUGCCCCAGAGGCCUAGCAUCCUCAAACCCUCUCACCCAGGUACCCAGAGUCAGGUUAACGGGCGAAGCCCCACGGAGAGCGGUGUCGUCCUAAGGGAGAAGCAGCCCCCAGGAAAGACCCCCAGCCCUCUGCGCCACCACUCCUACAUCCUCGCUGUGAACGACGAUGUCGGACCGGAUUCCACAGCAGACGUGGCAGCGUGCUGGCUGCCCAACGAUGCGCGUCGAGAGAUACGCAUGCGCCGCCUCGAGGAACAAUGUCACACCUCCUGCUCCAGCAACCUGGACGAGUCUCUGGACUCCAUUCCAUUCAUCGAUGAGCCAAUCAGCCCCAGUGUCGACAGGGAGGCCGCUCCUAUUCCCCCCUCAGCGGUGAUAUCUGUAGCCCCGUCCAUAGCUACAGGCCCACCCAGUCCAGGGUCACCGUGCCCUACCAUUCGCCGUCAGCUGUCACAUGACCAAGACUCCCUGAGGAGUGCUUUGCUGGAGUCUGAUGCGGCGAGCAAAACGGAGCGCUCCAAGUCUUACGACGAGGGUCUGGAUAACUACCAGGACGAUGAAAGGAGGAGAUCGUUCAGUAAGAAUAUGCCCAAUCUCAGGGGCCUGCGGAAGACUCUGGAUGGGCAUAAAUCUUCUGGUGAUUCUGGAUCUCGAAGGGAUUCUUCGUCGGAUGUCUUUGCCAAUUCUUCCAAAGAAGGGGUGCUCAAUUUAAGGCAACUUAGUACAGAUAAAAACAAGCGCGUUGGUGGAGGAAUGAGGUCGUGGAAACCGAUGUAUGCUGUUCUGCAAGGUCACACUCUAACCCUCUAUAAAGACAGGAAGGAUGCCGUGUCCCAUGCUUCCACGCCAUCCGACGAGGAGCCGCUGCAGAUCAGCAUCAAGGCCUGUCUGAUUGACAUUUCCUACAGCGACACAAGGCGCAAGAAUGUGCUGCGUCUCACCACCUCGGACUGCGAGUAUCUGUGCCAGGCAGAGGGCAGGGAAGACAUGCUGUCUUGGAUCAGAGUCAUUCAGGAAAACAGUAACCCAGAUGAGGAGAAUGCUACUGUAACAAGUCAGGACCUAAUCAGUCGAAAAAUCAAGGAAUACAACAUGAUGAGUACGCCCAGCAGCCGGUCCGAACCCUCCCCCAAAAGUUCCCGUCAGUCCCUGAGCAUCAAACAAGCCUUUCUGGGAGGUAAAACAGAAGGCAAGAGCCACAGCCCUCAUUCACCCAAAGUAGGAGAGGAUAGGAGGGCCCUGAGAGAUGACUCCAGCCCGCCACGGGACAGAGCUGCUUGGAAAAUCGGCAUUGCAGGGAUCAUGAGGAAGCCCUUUGAGAAAAAGACUCCAGCUGGGGUCACGUUCGGGGUGCGGCUUGAUGACUGCCCGCCCGCACAAUCCAACAGGUUUGUUCCUCUGAUCGUGGAGGUGUGCUGCAAGGUGGUGGAGGAGAGAGGCCUGGAGUACACGGGCAUCUACCGCGUGCCCGGGAACAACGCCGCCAUCUCCAGCAUGCAGGAGGAGCUCAACAGCAAAGGCAUGACCGACAUCGACAUCGAGGACGACAAAUGGCGGGACCUGAAUGUCAUCAGUAGUUUACUCAAGUCCUUUUUCCGGAAACUUCCAGAGCCGCUGUUUACAAAUGAAAAGUAUGGUGAUUUUAUUGAAGCCAGCAGAACAGAAGAUUCAGUGGAGAGAUUAAAGGAGCUCAAGAGGCUGAUUGAAGAAUUACCUGAUUAUCACUUUGAAACUCUGAAAUUCCUUUGCACUCACCUCAAGAAGGUUUCUGACAACUGUGAAAAGAACAAGAUGGAGCCUCGUAACCUGGCGAUUGUGUUUGGUCCUACGCUGGUCCGAACCUCUGAGGACAACAUGACCAACAUGGUCAAUCACAUGCCAGACCAGUGCAAGAUAGUUGAGAACCUCAUCCAGCAACAUGACUGGUUCUUCACUGACGACUGUGAUGAAGACCCUGUUACCACGGCUGAGCAGGAAAGCACUGUGCAUUCUCAGCCUGUGCCCAAUAUCGACCACCUGCUCUCCAACAUCGGGCGGACCACAGCUUCACCGGGCGAAGUCUCGGAUUCAGCAUGUAGUGACUCCUCCAAAUCAAAGCAGGGCUUGUGGGGGUCAGGGAAGGAUCAGUGUAGCAAAGAGAUGCUGCGCUCCUCUUUCUUCGCCAGCCGCAAACGCAAGAAGCCCAAAGACAAAGCACACCCGAGCAGCUCGGACGACGACCUGGACGCCGUGUUCCCCAAGAAGGAGCUCGCCGAGGAGAGCCAGCCGCGGCCCGCGUGGUCCCCGGACCACCGGACCCGAAACGAGGGGCAGACGGACAAAACCAGCGAGAAGGUCAAGCAGCGGGUCACCUCGGAGAAGCUGCCCGACAAACCCAAGAGGAAAGAGUCUCUCUCCUGCAGCAUGAUAUCGCAGCCCUCUCCCUGCCGGCCCCCAGCGCGCAUCUCCCCCCCCCCUCGGAGUGGCUCCCCCCCGCGCUCGCCCGCCCGCUCCCCGGACCUCAGCUACCGCCUGCCGAUGGCGCACCACUACUCGCCGUUGGACCCGCCGUCCAACUACGACGACACGGUGUCCGACCUCGGCACCAUGAACAGCACCAGCUCCCAGGCGUCGGUGCCCGGCGCGAGGCGGGGGAACGCGGCGGCGGCCGCACCGGGUCCAGACACCUGCCCCGGCGGGCCGGCAGCGGAGGUCUGCUCCAUCACCUCCGACUACUCCACCACCUCCUCCAUGACGUUCCUGACCGGAGCCGAACUCAGCACCCUCAGUCCCGAAGUGCAGUCGGUGGCGGAGAGCCGGGGCGGAGACGACGCCGACGACGAGCGGAGCGAGCUGGUCAGCGAGGGGCGGCCCAUGGAGACGGACAGCGAGAGCGACCUGUCCGUGUUCACCGUCGGCAGAGCGGACCAGCGAGAGCCGCAGGGGGCUCCUCGCCCGCUGCCCACCUACCGACUGAUCGAGGGCGACACCCUCUCCAGGAAGAAGGCGGCUCAACAGAAGACCGUCAGCGAGUCCUUCCUGGACGGGGCGUGGUGCGACAAAGACCCCAACAGGCUGUCGGGCGCCACGGGCGUCUCCACGGGCGUCUCCACGGGCAGCCUCAGCUCCUCGUCCCGCGGCGAGCUGGAUAACGCGGAGCACGCCUGGAAGCUCAAGAUCACCGACAGGCUGAAGGUGCGCCUGCGGACCUCCGUGGACGACAUGUUCGGCGUGGGCAGCCAGAGGAGCCGGUCCCCGGAGGGCCGCAGCAGCAAGAAGAAGAACAUCCGGCGCCGCCACACCAUGGGCGGCCAGAGGGACUUUGCCGAGCUGUCCGUCCUGGGCGACUGGUCGCAGCACGUGGGCUCGGCCUCCCGGUCGGAGCUGUCGGCCGUGGACCAGCUGAAGCCGAAGUGCAGCUCUCAGGACUUCUCCAUCCGGGACUGGAUCGUCCGCGAGCGCCACCGCACCAGCAACCCCGAGGUGAGCCUGGAACCCUGCGAACAGCAGGGGGCGCAGUGCGGCGCGCACGCCCACCACCUCGGGGCCUCGUCCUCCUCUGAACUCCGCCGGCGUUCAGCGGACGUGUUGAACGGAGACGCCCCCCAGGGGAAAAAUCUGAGCCUUUCGGCCACCGCUCACCCUCAUAAGCUCACUAAUUCCCAGGUGGUCAAUUCGCGCUUCUACCAGUGCCUGUGAGAGGCGUGUGUAUGUUCUUUGUCUGUGACAUGCGUACGAACCUGAGAGUGUGCAACAGUUUCUUUCUUUCUUUUCUGCCUUCUCGUAUCCAGGAGUCUGUCCGCGAAUGAGCAUGUUGUACAAAACCGCGUGUGUGGGUCCUGUAACUUGUGCGCGCGUGUUGUUCUGCACACAGGGGUUCGUAAGGCAUGAAACUAGAUGGUGUUUAUACCUUUUUUUAAUUUCUCAUUUUUUAUGACAAAUGACAUGGCGCAUUGUGCUGGAGUUUCAGAGGACUCGUCGCUCAUGAAGCAAUGAGCCUGUGAAGUGUGAGCGAGUGACACUCGAGUCGAGAUUGUUUCAAAGUUUUGGCUAAGUGGCUUUAAGGAUGAACUGACUUAGAAGGAAUAGGAAGUAGUAAAAAAAUGAUUUUAGUAUAGCAGACCUAUUUUUGUGUAAAGAAAGUUACAAAGUUCAAAGUCAGUGAGUCUCUCUGUAACCAAAUGAAGAAUGUACAGACGUGCUUGCUGUAACGCUGACUAAAAGCUUUAGAUGCUUGUGUUUCACUCUGCAGUCUACCCCCCCCCCCCGUUUUUUGGUGACCUCGAGUUGUGAUGUUGGUGCAGCCUGUGUGUGAACUGCCUACGAGCUGUCUGCUGUCGAAGGGGCCUUUCCAAAGGUACAAAGGGGACGAGGAGACACUGGAUUUAUGCAAUUAACUGAAAAAACGUUCUUUUUCAUCCCGGUUAUGUGGUUAAAGAGCAGUGAACAACAUCCCUCUAAUGCAAAGGUUGCGCUGUGGUUCACACAUCUGGCCGUGGCUGACCCCACACUGCAAAGAGGAAGAAAAAGAAAACUGGGGAUUCAAAUCAGAAAAUCAUGUUUUUCACAAUAGGAAGUGCCUCUCAAUGAAUUGUUAAGGGUGCCAUAUUGUCUUUGUUGAUACACGAAGAUGUUACUGUGAAUGAAAUUUUUAUUGUGGACUCUGUCAUUCUAGAGGUUACAAAACAAAAUGCCGAGCUUCCAUUCCUUAGGCAUUCCACUCUGGUCUUAACAUGUUUUAUACUUUUCUUUUUUUCUCCCAUUUUUCAUUUUAACAGAACUUGAAUUUUAAAUGUUUCUUGUAAAAAGAAGUAACUUAAAUGUAAAUACGAAUGCCAUGUUUUAGCUGCUUUACUUCUCAGUUCCAUUGGACUGAAAGAUGUGCAGUGCAGUAUUGUGAGACGAGGAUGCUGGUGAGGCCUGGUACUCCUCUGAGGACAGAGGUUCUGCGUGAGGAAACACUUGGAUGAGCUGGACCGUUGUACCAAUGCUGUGUUCCUCUGAUUGUUGGAGGGGUGCUCGCAGACUCCUGAAACACUGGAAAUAAAUUUUGUCGAUGGAAAAUGGG
Molecule: messenger RNA, 7135 nt
Organism: Pungitius pungitius (ninespine stickleback)
Lineage: Eukaryota; Metazoa; Chordata; Actinopteri; Perciformes; Gasterosteidae
Gene: arhgap21b
Product: Rho GTPase activating protein 21b
Exons: 24
Coding region: 355-5766 (1803 amino acids)
Biological process (GO): signal transduction
Molecular function (GO): protein binding
Source: RefSeq, a predicted model, not a curated record